Molecule: messenger RNA, 1680 nt
Organism: Selaginella moellendorffii
Lineage: Eukaryota; Viridiplantae; Streptophyta; Lycopodiopsida; Selaginellales; Selaginellaceae
Product: pentatricopeptide repeat-containing protein At2g13600-like
Exons: 1
Coding region: 1-1680 (559 amino acids)
Biological process (GO): RNA modification
Cellular component (GO): intracellular membrane-bounded organelle
Molecular function (GO): RNA binding; protein binding
Source: RefSeq, a predicted model, not a curated record
AUGGAUGCCACCAAAAAUCGAUGCAGCAAGCAAGUGAUUACAAGCUCCUGGGGCAAUAAGAAGAUUAAGAUGUACGGAGACGCACGAGACGUGGAGAGGUCGCGGCAUGCGUUUGAUUCCAUGUACAAAAGGAAUGUGGGGUCCUGGAAUAUCCUUCUUACAGCAAAUGCCCAGAACGGCCAUCUAGAGCGGGCAUUUGUGGUGUUUAGCGUUAUGCCAUGGCGUGACAUUGUGUCCUGGAAUUCCAUGAUUGGGGCUUUUGCGAAGAGCGGCGAGAAGGAAUAUAGAGCUCUCGAAUUGUUUUGGAUGAUGGUGGAGGAGGGGAUUCAUCUCGAUAGGAUCACAAUAACUGCUGCGCUGGAAGCGUGUAUGGAUCGAAUCGAGGUGGAGCGGAUCCACCAGAUUCUGGCAAGGAUUCCCGAGCUUGAAUCGAGCUUAGAGGUGAGAACUACUCUGGUAAAAGUGUAUGGGAGAAUUGGGUGUUUUGAGAGAGCUAAGCUUGUCUUUGAUCACCCCCGGCGAGAUGUCGUGCUAUGGACGGGGAUGAUUCUAGCAUAUGCCAGGAAUGGGCAUCUGUGUCCUGCAAGAAGGGUGUUUGAGAAUAUGCCACAUCACACUGUGGUGUCCUGGAACGUUAUCUUAACAGUGUACGCACAUGUAAAUAAUUUCUAUGAAGCAAAGAAGAUGCUACAAAUUAUGCCUAUGGCUAGCGUUGUCUCCUGGAAUAUUCUUCUUACAGCAUAUGCCCAAACUGGGCAUGUUCUAGAUGCGGUGAGAACUUUUUGUUGCAUGGAUCUCGAGGGCCAGUCACCGGUUCAAGUAACUUACCUUGCAGUUCUUGUAGCGAUCUCUCAAAUGGGGGAUCUAAAACUUGGAAAAGUGAUCCACAAUGAGAUCGAAGCUGGCGAUUCUAGUAACAGUCCGGAAAUCACGACCUCGCUCAUUGACAUGUAUGUGAAAUGCGGGCGGUUGGACGAUGCAAGGAGCUUCUUUGAUGGAACCUAUGGAAUCUCUCUGGGAAUCUCCUCGUGGAACGCUAUGAUCGGAGGAUAUACCCGAUCUGGUUAUACGAAAGAAGCAUUUGAGCUCUUCAAGAGAAUGGAUCUGGAAGGAAUCCAAGUGAACAGAGUGACGAUACUUUCAGUUCUUCCGGCAUGCCAUAGCUUGCGCGAGGCAAAGCUCGUCCACGCGGCCUUCUCAAGCAAAAGACCUGCCAUGGAAUGGAUGGCUGGGAUUGGAGCUGAGCUCAUCAACGUCUAUGGCAAGCACGGCGGCGUGGAAGAUGCCUGGCGCAUCUUCCGCAAGAUCCACCCGUGCGAUCUCUCCGCGUGGACGGCGCUGAUUGGAGCAAAUGCCGAGAAUGGGUACGAGGAGGUCGCUGUUCGAAUCUGGCGAUGGAUGGAUCUCGAAGGCAUAUCUCCGGACCAUGUGGCGUUUAACAGCAUUCUCUUUGCUUGCAGCCAUGGAGGCCUCGUACGCGAUGCCGUGGAUUUCUUCCAGCGCAUGACGGACGGCUGUGAUUUGCUGCCCGAGGUGGAUCACUACGUCUGUAUCGUCGAUCUCUUUGCUCGCACGGGGCAGCUGGAAUAUGCCGAAGAUCUUCUUGUCCACAUGCCGUUUGAGCCAACCUUCGUUGCCUGGACAACGUACCUUGGAUAUUCCUUAUUUUGGGCGGGAUAG